Ectocarpus sp. CCAP 1310/34 is the source of this 2315-nucleotide messenger RNA. NCBI's taxonomy places the organism in Eukaryota, Phaeophyceae, Ectocarpales, Ectocarpaceae. The record is from the annotation of a GenBank genome assembly.
CCUGCCACACUUGACACAAAGGAGGCGGGGGACGGGUAUUGCUGGAUUUCGUGUUCCCGUGCUGGGGCGACCUCUCCCUCGAACGACUGGCUCGUUGCCGUGAGAGGUGCUUGGAUCGUCGGUUCGCUUCGGGAAGAACAGCAAGAGGCAGAGGAACCCAGGAACCGAAGGACGAGGAGAGCGGUUCGGGACGGUUUGUAGGAAACAAGGGAAGCACCCCUGGGUUGUUUGGAAAAGGGCGCACCGACAGAACCGCCCGGACAGCCCCUCCGGCCGAGCAGGAGGAUGCUUCCAGAUGACUCCUUCUUUUUGGGCAGGUCACUGGCGACGGAGUGUACUACUGUCGUCAUCUCCAGCGCGGGUGAUGAGUCGAGGUCGAUGCCCGUGGAUCUCAGCGGGAUGUAUUACGACGUGGGCAUGACGUUGGAGAACAGGCCGGUGUUCUUCAGUACUAACGACACCGCCACCAGCGAGAGCGUCAUGUACUGGACGGGCGGCGUAUCGAUCGCCGUUGAAGGAGAACCGGACUUCAGCAGGCAGCGCCACCUAACGAACUACGCACAACCAAGGGGUGACGGCGUCGUCAACGACGGCGACACUCUUGCCCUAUCGGGGCGAGGGCACAGAGGAAGCGUGGUCGCACGGGAAGAAGGUCGCGCUCUCGCUGCGUGCGAUAGCGGCGGCUGGAUUUUGCGGGAAAGCGAUGGAGGUUACCCCGCCUACAUGGUCUUCGACUGCGCGUACCACCCGGUUGACAUCUCCAGCGGGGUGUGGUACAGGAUCCCAUCCAGAGGAGACUCGGCGGAGACGAUGGAUGCUUCCUUCGCCGUGGUGUGUUUGGAUCCAGAGGGCAACGGCGGACCAAGCCCGGCGUCGAGCGACAUGACCAACUCGCCUGCGGUCGAGAUUGUGGGCUUCCCGACGGUCUCUCCGGGGGCCACGGUAGAGGUGGAAGACGUGUUCGAUCGAGGGUCUUCAUCCAGCCCCGGUGUCGAUGACCCUCUCGGAUGGCUCGCGUCAACGGUUGGAGCGUCAUCAUCCAGUCGAGGAAGCCUCACGUCAAGCGAAGGAAGCGUUUUGGGUCAAGAUAACGUGGAAGGCGACGAUUCCGGCGUUUUAGCGGGGCUGCUCAUUUCGGGCGGAAUAUUCGUGGCGGUCGUAGCAGGCGCGGCCAUCAUCUUGAACAUCGUCCGUCGUCGGAAGCAGGCGCAGAGCCCGUCUCGUCGCGUCGCCACGCCCUCGACCAAAGCCACCAACGUUGUUUCAAAUGCCAGCGCCGGCGGUGGCGAAGAGAAGGCGGCCCAUGUGCAGGGUACAGUGGAGGACGCGGUGGCUAUCGAUAUCGAUACCACCGCCGAUGAAAAGACGGAGGAUGUGCUUGACCGCCCGGAAGGCGGCCACGGCCUCGACGUAGACCCUAAACGGUGGUUGCCGGAACAACCACAGGACGACGGACAACCGCCCUCUGUCGUCGCCCACAAGAAAACGGAGGAGUAAAUAGUAGAGGUGGUGAUUGCGGAAACAACCAAACAGCAUGACGAACGACGGCCUGAUGUCAUCGCCAACAAGAGUAGCGACGGUGGUUGCCGAAACAACAACAGGAUGAACAACCCCGACGUCGUCGCCGAGAAGAAAACGGAGGCGGGAUAGGGGCGGCAACGGCUGGGUGGCAUAGAGAUCAAUCACCGGUGGCAUUGCCGGGCGCCGCGGGGGCAGCUCGAAUCUGUGGUUUUGUGAAACCGGAGCUCUCUCGAGAAGACAGGUUGAGGCGUUAGCCAGCCAAGCCUCGGGGAAGAAAUAGCUCAGGAAAAAGCGAGCAACGCCGACUCGAUCGUCCCGAGCUUGACGCACCGGCGUCGGAGAAGGCAGCAACAACAGCAUCACCAAAGCGAGAGGGCGUCGAAGGAGUUGACCAUCUAUUUGCGUCAUUGAGCAAUUUCACAACUUGUAUCGACUAUUUGGGAAAGCGAUUCAUGUCAGGGGCGCUCUUAACCUGGAUCGUAGGAGGCACUGAUCCCUACCCCGUUGCCGACGGUGCGUAGGGGAAGUACACUGUAUCUGGAAGGCGGGAAGAGAGAAUAUAUGAGAAGGGCUUGCGUAGUAGAUUGGUGCCGUAGAACAGCAGGGGCAAGGAAGGUACGGUACGGUGUGGUCGUCUUUCUAGAGAAGCUCUCAUUUCACUCGCGUUCAUUCCUGCGGUCGUCCUGCUUGCCGUGUCGUAUUUUUUGCUUCAAAAAAGCUACAUUCGUAGGAAUCGCUGCGACUGACUGGGCGAGGCCUUGCCUCGACCACUUCAUGCCACCCGUGCGUGGUGC